CAUAUAAGGACUAAGGAGUAUAUUGUUUUAAGUUAAGCUGCCUUUUCUCCAUAUAUUAAAUACCUUUGUUGAAAAACAUUUGUUUCACAGAAGCAGUUGAAUAUUGCUGAUUUUGGGAGAGUUUAUAUUGACAAUCAGAAAUGGAUGCUUCUGACAUUAACAGAAGCUUGGUAAGUGAACUCGAAGCAAUGGGAUUUUCAGAGGCUCAAGCCACCAAGGCUCUUUGUUCAUCUGGUAACUCAAGCCUUGAGGCUGCAGUAAAUUGGAUUGUUGAUCAUGAGGAUGAGACAUACAAUGAUGAGAUGCCCAUGGUUUCAGUCGACAUUAUUGAAACUCCUACUCCUACUUUUGAUUCGGAACAAGCAAAGUUGAAAGCACAAGAGCUGAGGGACCGAGCACGCAAGAGGAGAGAAGAGGAAGAGAAAAAACUGGACAAGGAAAGGGAGAAGGAAAGGAUACGUGCAGGCAAAGAAUGGCUUGCAACAAAACGAAUGGCAGAGGAAAAUGAGAGGAAGCGUUUUGAAGCACAGAGGAAGACCGAAAAAGAGGAGGAGAGAAGGGCAAGGGAAAGAAUUCGUCAAAAGCUUCAGCAGGACAUGGCAGACAGGAGGGCUAGACUUGGUUCGUCUUUGAAUAGCGGUACAUCUUUAAAAUCCAUUAAAACCUCGAAGCCAGAGACAAAGAAUCCUUUGAAAGUUGAUUCUGCCGUGUUAUCUGGUAACUUAAUUACGAAGAAAGAGGUUUUGAUGGAAUGCUUAAGAUCUCUCAGGCGUCAGCACAAGGAGGAGGAUAUGAAAGUGCAACGGGCCUUCAAAACUCUGUUAGUUUAUGUGAGAAACAUCGUUAGCAAUCCUGAUGAUGGAAAGUUCAGGAAGAUCCGGCUUAGUAAUCCAGCUUUCCAGAUGAAAGAUUUUGUCUAUAGCAAGUCGGCUUCUAACAAAAUGUAA
This is a messenger RNA of Solanum verrucosum, 947 nucleotides long. RefSeq lists its product as uncharacterized. Gene Ontology annotation, molecular function: protein binding. Lineage: Eukaryota; Viridiplantae; Streptophyta; Magnoliopsida; Solanales; Solanaceae. The coding region runs from base 141 to 947 and encodes 268 amino acids. The record is from RefSeq and is a predicted model, not a curated record. The transcript has 10 exons.